Messenger RNA from Xylaria bambusicola, 2312 nucleotides. RefSeq lists its product as uncharacterized. The transcript has a single exon. The record is from RefSeq and is a predicted model, not a curated record. The coding region runs from base 112 to 2148 and encodes 678 amino acids. Lineage: Eukaryota; Fungi; Ascomycota; Sordariomycetes; Xylariales; Xylariaceae.
GUUCCGGCUCAUUUUGCUGUAUCCCUGUACACGGCAACUCGCCCUGCUCAUUCUCUUCUGAUAUACAGAUCAUCUAAGUCUAGAGGAUUUCCAGAAGUCCAUCACAACCAAAUGGCUGCCGAUUCUAGUCCUCCCUCGUAUGCGUCGAUAGACAAUGGGACUCAUUCUCAUUCGUACGAUAUAACAUAUCAAUCCCCUCGCUUAGAGCAGACAGCUCCAUCCACGACUAUGUCUCUACACGAGCAGCAUGAAAACGACUCAGCGCAUGGCAAACGGCACUUCUUCUUUCACGGUUGGGUCACGGAAAUAACCGCCUCAUUAUUUUCUGCAGCAUGUCUUGUUACAAUCAGUAUUUUACUGGUUAUCUAUCACGGACGCCCUGUUACCAGCUUUCCAGACGGCAUCACUUUGAACACAGUGGUCGCUGUUCUUACAGCGGCUUAUAAAACCGCGCUGCUAUAUACCGUAUCUUCCGCAAUUGAGCAGACCAAAUGGAACAUAUUCGCAGCUCGAGGUCGAUGUCUUCGGGAAUUUGAACGCAUAGAUGAGGCUGGAAAAAGCCUUCACGGAGCCCUGAGCGCGCUGAUCAACAUCCCAUGGUCUAUCGCCUCGCUAGGUGCAGCCAUAAUCAUCCUAGGAUUUCUCAUAGACCCCUUUGCGCAGCAACUUAUAAACUCGGUCCCUUCUCAAGUCGCAAUCAAAUCCGAUUCUGUAUGGACCGAGGUUUUUACCAAUUUUGACAUAACUCCAAGCAUAGACGAAUAUUUAUCCGAAAUCGUUGAAUACUUAGACAGCGCUCUCUUCAGUAAUGCCAGUCUUUAUGAUAGACAGGCUCAUUGCCCAACCGGCAAUUGUACGUUUCCAUCGGUUGAGAGCUUGCAAUGGUGUGCCAAGACAGAAACCAUCGAUGUAAACAGAGUAACCUCGAAUUGCACGGGCGAGGAUAGGGUUGAUAUUUUUUCCGAGAUCAAGGAAUAUCAACUAUCCACUGGAAAUGCCAGGACUAAACAUCGGCGUUGCGAUUUUUUCUUGGAUGGGGACGAACGGCCACUCACCGGUCUCACCCAAUCCUUUACAGUUGGGACUGAGGCUGAACGGUAUGGCACCGGCUUUCCCCAUGAUCCGGGAAGUAACAAGCCUAUUUCUUUCAUGACAUCUCCCACAGAAUUUCUGCGAGCAGACUACGGAUGGGGGGUGACUGGGGACAGUACAUGUGACACGUGGCUGAACAUAUCCUGUCCGCCAGCAGUGCUUACUUACGUGCGUCUUAAUGGAAGCGAUCUAGACGUCACCAGACCAGAGUGGGCAGAACAGUCCGUGUUAACCCUCUGUAACGCCAAGUUAGAAGUGGUCGUCAACUCGGGACACACGACUACUAAACCGACCUCUUUGCAACAUGGUCGAUUCCUGCUCAAUGGCCCGUGGGGGGAGUUGACUCACACACCCGCGAAACUCUGUUUUAUUCCAGGCGAAAACAGCAAGGAAGGUUCACUGGAUGCCGUUAGACAUACCCAUGAACAAAAACCACAGCAUUCAAACUCAAGCUUGUCGUUCUGCUGGAAUAAACCGAAUGACUAUAUCGAAAUGAGUUCGCCCGGCCCUUUUUGGUGGGAUCUCUUGUUCUUUGGUCUAGGCGUCUUUGCCGAAAACAGGGUUGUAGCCACCAAAUAUGAAGUAUCGGAGAACGGAACAUCAGACUUUUACUAUACUUACAUGGACAGUUAUCAAGAUUUCAUAUGGGCGAUGUGGGCGAAAAACCUGACUGGUGUCAUGGAAAGCCUAGUGGCAGCCAUGAAUAGCGCGUCGAAUAUGUAUAGCAACAAACGUGUGACUGGGAGCUAUCUUCAAUACGAGACGAUAUUCCAGAUAAGAUGGGAAUGGAUCGUUCUACCUAUCCUGCUUAAUAUCCUCGCGAUUGUGCUCCAGAUCGUCGUCGUCCGGCAGAGCAGACUGUUGGGGCAAAAACAGCUCUGGAGGGGAUCGGUACUGGCUGCUCUCUACCAUGGUGUGGAUGAUAGAACGGUUCAGUCUCAAAUGGAUACUAUCGCCGACAUGCGAAAGGAUGCUGACAACAGGGUUGUGAGAUUGCAGCUUUCAAAGAAUGGGAGAGCUAUGCUGAUGCCUCAGUCUACUCAAUCGCCAGCGUGAAGCGAUGAAGCGGUCCUUGUAGGACAUAUUAUUGAACCCCGGCUGAUUGAGUAACCACUUUCACUGUUGCUUUGCAUCAUUUAGUUGAGUUAAUGGAACUGAUAUAAUUUAGUGGUAUUAUACUCCGUCUCAUAAGAGUGAAUUUGAAGAUGCUGUGGUUUGAU